CGGGUCUUCGGCCCAGAUGGUGGAGCUCAGGCUGAAGGGCGGCGGGGAGGUUCCCAUCGCGGACGGGGACACGGUGGCGGUGGGCGUCGUGGACAUCGCCGGCGCGGGCGUUCGCGCGAUGCUCGCGAUGCGUCCCCCCGGCGCGGCUGCGCUCGAGCUCGAGCUCGUCGGGAUCCCGGCGAGCGCGGACCGCGAGGGCGCCGCCGGGCCGACGUUCGGGGACGACGUCGCCGGCAUCUGUCUCGUCCAACCCGCGCCCGGGGUGUCGCUCAUCGCGGUCAAUCGCCCGCUGAGCGCCGCCGAGGAGGCGCCGUUCGCGCACGCGUUGGCGUCGCUCGUCACCGAGCGCCGCGCGCCGUUGUGCAUCGUCGCGGGGGCGCUCAGGCUCAACGUUGGCGGCGAGGGCGUCGUUUUCCAGCACGCCAUCAACGGCGCGGCGCCGCUGGACCUUGGCGCGAACGGCGGCGACGGCGUUCAUCGGCUGCCAGGAAAUCUGCCCAUCCCCGACGGCUCCAUCGCCGCGUGCGUUCACUCGCUGAGACACGCGGGCGUUCCAACCGUGUGCGCGCUGACGCACGGAUACAGAGUCGCCAAGCUGGGGUCCGAAGCGGAGACGGACGCUGCGGCGGCGGCGGCGCGGCUGGGAACGGCGGUGGCGAAGGGUUUGGGAUGCGCCCGCGACGGGCGGGCCGACCUCGCGGCGAAUUACGUGUGGCAACCCGACGAGGUCGCGGCGAAGGCGGACCAGAUGUACAACUAAAGUCUUUGAGCUAGUAGUCUUUGAUGAGCCUAAGUGUUAACCG
This is a messenger RNA of Micromonas commoda, 803 nucleotides long. RefSeq lists its product as hypothetical. The coding region runs from base 17 to 760 and encodes 247 amino acids. The transcript has a single exon. NCBI's taxonomy places the organism in Eukaryota, Viridiplantae, Chlorophyta, Mamiellophyceae, Mamiellales, Mamiellaceae. The record is from RefSeq and is a predicted model, not a curated record.